AUGCCUGCAGCCGUGAGCGCUUGGCCCGAAUUAGGCUAUGCAGCACAGCAGGUAGUGCAAGCACCGUCCGACGGCGAGUAUCUCAACCAUUUGUUGCGUGCAAUUCAAGAUGCGAGAAAGGGAGGCCAGAGCCAGCAGCUCUUGUCGUCCCUUACCCGUUACUCCACGGAUAGGGAAGCAGAGAUUGAACGUAUCUGUAUCUCGAAUCACCAAGGCUUCGUCACCUCUGUCAACCAGCUUUUGCAUGUUAGGGAUGGGACAGGCCACCUGGCCUCUGACAUAUUGUCUCUAAAUCAGUCCAUGCAGUCCAGCACAGAGAAGCUGGCGGAGCAAAAAAAGGCUUUAGUCGAUUCGAGAGGAGUACGGCAAAAUAUUGAUGAAGCGACAGAGGCACUACGCGACUGCCUGGAGGUUCUGCGCCUAGCCAAUCAAGUCCAUGACCUCCUAGGAAGGAAAAGCCAUUACUCGGCCCUCAGAGCUUUAGACGAGUUGCAAAACGUGCAUCUCAAAGAGAUCAGUCAGUACAAGAUUGCAGACAUGAUCCAAAGGUCCGUGCCAGCUACAAAGAAGCUCAUCGCUGAGGCGGUCAUGAGCGAUCUCAAUACAUGGCUCUUCCGGAUUCGAGAGACCGAAGCUUUCUUGGGCCAAGUCGCGUUCUACCAUACUGAACAACGGAGGGCUAGGCAGAAAGACCGUGCAGAAAGGUCCCAGUACUUGGCUAAUUUCAAGUUGAAUACUGCCAUUGAGCUUGUUUCUGAUGAGACUGACGAAUUUGACGUGCUCGACAACGAGGAUGUACAGGUGGAUUUCACACCUCUUUAUGAGUGUCUUCACAUCCACAACGCCCUAGGCCAGACAGAAAAGUUUCGUGCUGAGUACGCAAUGACCCGACGUCAACAAAAGGAUUUGCUGAUGCCUGUCUCAAUAACGCUCAAAGAGGACGAUGAGGGUGUCUCGCUCAACGAAUUGCUCGAGGGUAUGGCCGGCUUUGCGGUCGUGGAGCGCGCGACGAUGACGAAAGCUCCGGAAGCUCGAUCUACGUCUGAUGUAGAUGAGCUGUGGGACUCGAUGUGCCAGCAAGCAAUCUCUCUUACCUCUAGCGCUUUACAAGAAGUCAACAACGCUGAGCUAAUCCUGAAAAUCAAAACAGUUUUUGCCUUAUUUAUCCAGACUAUGGAAUCUUGGAAUUACUCCGUUGCCACUCUCGAUGGCUUUCUGCUGCAACUAUUUGAAAAAUACGCCGAGCUUCUGAAACGAAGGUUUAGCGAUGAUUUCCAGGAGAUAGUCUCGACUGAUGACUACAUGCCGAUGCCGAUUAACAAACUAGAGGAAUACGACAAAGUUGUCAGUGUCAGCUGGUAUACACCGGAUAAGCCACGGGUAGAGAUUCAAUUUCCCUGCGUUUUGCCAUUUUCCCAAAUGUAUCCUCUUUGCUGCAUAGAUAUUAGGAAUUUCCUUAAUCAAUUCUGGUUUUUCCCCGACGACCAUUUUCUCCAGUCCAAAAUGACAGACGAAACCUUGAGGGGCUCACUUGAUGAAUUGCUAUCUAAUAGCGUCUGCCGCCUACUUAUCGAACGGCUCAACUCACAAUAUCUGGGUCAGAUCGUACAAAUACUUAUCAACCUCGAACACUUCGAAGUUGCCUGUCAAGAGCUUGAGAUCGCUCUGGCGGAAGGGAGGCGUGGUGCUUCCGCACAGGGUCAAGUGAUUCUAGGCGCUACCGAAGAAUUCAGAAGCAACAAGAAAACAGCAGAGAAGCGAAUUUUUGAGCUUGUCAACUCAAAAAUAGACGAUCUGAUAGGCACGGCCGAAUAUGAUUGGAUGGCUCUCAUUGUUGAGAAAGAACCUAGCAGCUAUAUGCAGACACUGACUCGCUACCUCUCUAACAUCAUGAACUCGGUAUUACUUGGCUUACCGGCUGAGAUUAAGGAGUUGAUAUAUUUUGAUGCUUUGAGCCAUGCAGCAACAAUGAUAUUAAAUCUGCCUUUAUCUUCGGAGGUGAAAAGGAUCAAUCCAAAUGGAGUCGCUGCUCUUGCUAAAGAUGUUCAAUAUCUUACCGAAUUUGUGGAUACAUUGGGCAAUCCUGUGUUGAGUGAGAAUCUAGACGAACUACAACAAACAAUUUCCCUUAUGCAAGCGGAUAAUUCAGAUGACUUUUAUGAUAUUUCUACGCGAAACAAGAAAUAUGGCAGGGUCGACGCACUCCACGGCCCUGUAUUACUCGAGAAGCUGACGCACACCGUGCAGUCUGCGUCCAGUAUCAGAUCAGACAAAUUUCAAGCUCUAUCGUCUCGCUUUGGGAUGAAGUCUUGA
This is a messenger RNA of Bacidia gigantensis, 2313 nucleotides long. RefSeq lists its product as uncharacterized. The transcript has 2 exons. The record is from RefSeq and is a predicted model, not a curated record. Gene Ontology annotation, cellular component: membrane; exocyst. Bases 1 to 2313 code for a protein of 770 amino acids. Gene Ontology annotation, biological process: Golgi to plasma membrane transport; exocytosis; intracellular protein transport. NCBI's taxonomy places the organism in Eukaryota, Fungi, Ascomycota, Lecanoromycetes, Lecanorales, Ramalinaceae.